UAGCCACAUAGCUAACUGUAACUGAGCUGUGAACUUGCUUUUCAAAUCACGGGGCUUGCAAUUCAGUCACAAGCUCAGGCUCUGUGAGAAUCCAGGGACUUGCUUAAUGAAUUAUGUCUGCCACAAGCAUUGACCCUCAGAGAUCAAAGGGACAAGCAUCAAAAGUGCAAAAUGGUUCACUGCAUCAGAAGGACACUGUUCAUGACAAUGAUUUUGAGCCAUACCUCACUGGUCAAUCAACUCAGAACAACAGUUACCAGUCCAUCACCGACCCUUAUUUGCCAAGCUACUACGCUCCUUCCAUUGGAUUUCCAUACCCCCUAAGUGAGGCUCCCUGGUCCACAGGUGGGGACCCCCCUAUUCCAUACCUCACCCCAUAUGGACCCUUGAGUAAUGGAGACCACCACUUCAUGCCGGACACAGUGUUUGGUCAGCCAGGGGGCCUGGGAAGCAGUAUCUAUCCCCACAGAUUUAACUUUUUCCCUGAAAACCCUGCCUUCUCUGCUUGGGGGACAAGUGGCUCCCAGGGCCAGCAGACUCAAAGUUCAGCCUACGGUGGCAGCUAUAGCUAUCCUCCCAGCUCCCUGGGGGGCACUCUGGUGCCUGAUGGUCAGACAGGGUUUCACAGUGACACCCUGAACAAAGCUCCUGGUAUGAACAGCCUGGAGCAGGGUAUGGUUGGCUUGAAGAUCGGUGGUGAUGUCACUGGUCAGGGAUCAGCAGUCAAGGCUGUGGGAUCUGUGAUUGGUGGACCUGCAGUGGCAGCCACAGGAAACGGAGCCACACCAAUUGGAAUGCCCCCACCCAAACCCACCUCCUGGGCGGCCAUUGCCAGCAAGCCUGCCAAACCACAGCAGCUGAAAGCUAAGGUGAAGCCAGGGAUUCCUAACCCAGGGGGAGCUCUUCCCCCACCACCCAUCAAACACAACAUGAACAUUGGGACCUGGGACAAGGGCCCAGUGACUAAAGUAGCCACAGCUCCACUGCAGCAACAGCAGCAGCCUCUUGGCCUGCCUCAUGCCAUGCCACCUCAAGCCCCCAUGCAGCAAGGACCCAUGCAGCCGCCGCCUCCUCAGUCUUUGGUGCAACCCCAGAUGCCACCUAUGGCCUUACAGCCCCAACCCCCUCACCACCAUCAGCCACCACCCCAGCCCUACCAGAACCACACCCAGCCCCCACAACCCCAGACCCGCUGGGUUGCUCCACGCAACCGUAACCAAGGCUAUGGCCAGGGUGGCCCUGGCCAUGAUGGGAGUGGUGUGAUGGGUGUGGUUGGUAGUGGAAACAAUGGCCCCCAAAUAUCUUCCAGCCAAGGACCUGGUGGAGAGUCGCACCCAGUGUUGGAGAAACUGCGGGCCUCCCAUAGCUACAACCCCAAGGACUUUGAUUGGAACCUCAAGACUGCUCGUGUUUUCAUCAUUAAGAGCUACUCUGAGGAUGAUAUUCAUCGCUCCAUCAAGUACUCCAUCUGGUGCAGCACUGAGCAUGGCAACAAGCGGCUGGACUCAGCCUUCCGGGCCAUGAAUGGUAAAGGUCCUGUAUACCUCCUGUUCAGUGUCAAUGGCAGUGGUCAUUUCUGCGGUGUGGCAGAGAUGCGUUCACCAGUGGACUAUGGGACCAGUGCUGGUGUUUGGGCACAGGACAAGUGGAAAGGCAAGUUUGAUGUGGACUGGUUGUUUGUUAAGGAUGUGCCUAAUAGCCAGCUGCGUCACAUCCGCCUGGAGAACAACGACAACAAGCCAGUGACCAACUCCCGUGAUACCCAGGAGGUACCUCUGGAAAAGGCCAAGCAGGUGCUCAAGAUUAUUGCCACCUACAAACACACAACUUCCAUCUUUGAUGAUUUCUCCCAUUAUGAGAAGAGACAGGAAGAAGAGGAAGAGGUGCGCAAGACUUUUGAACCUGCUCAGAUACAGAACCGCUCUCGGUUGGAUCAGGAGCGCCAAAACAGGAAUAAACAAUAGAAGACAUCUAUCCUUGGCUUGAUCAACAGUUACACUAGGACUUGAUUUAAAAGACAGAAGAAUAUGAAAAUGCAACCAAGCCCUUCAUUUUUUUUUCUAUUUAAUCCUGGUGAAUCUCUGCCAUUGUUGAGACUUGUGCUUUUUUUUUGCCCCAUGUACCACCACGUUUUGUGCAGGGAUAACAAGCUGAUUUAAUGUAUUACCUAGCCACCACCACACUCUUUAUUUGAUUUUUUUAUAUACAUUUUUCUUCCCAUUCCAUGACGUACUCUUCUCUCAACAGACUGGUUUUCUCUCUCUUGCCCACAUCCCCCUCCUCUUUCCAAUUAAAUCAGGGUUUGACUGCACCAUGGAGGAAAAAAAUCUGCCACUUUAUAUUUCAGUACAAUCAGGAACGGAUGUGUCCUGCCCCUGUUUGUCCAUUUGGGGGCAACAUUGCCAUGCUUCAGAGGUUUAACUGUGCCAACAGGGUUGGAGGAUCCCAAAGGCAAUGUCGGACUUGGAACUGUGCGAUAAUAAAACUUCAAUGGUUUAUCUAUUUUUCAUUCAAAUCGACAAAAUCUAUUUUUUGGCUUACUACUGACAAUUUUCAUUUCAGAAACUUGUUUUCUGGAGCCUUAACAUUUUUUUUCUAAUUAUUGGUGACUUUUCAAAAGAACUGCUCAAACAGUGACACUGCUGGAGAAAUCAGGGAUAGUGUGAAGUCACACGGGACUCGAGACAUUUCAGAGGAGGAAUUGCAAAGGCCUCUGGGAAAGAUAUAAUGGAUGUGUCCUCCACAACCAGAACUCUCACCAUUUAAAUCAAAAAUUGUACUAUUGACAUCUUUCACACCCCUCUGCUUUGCUUUCUUUUGAUGUUUGUCUUGAAGGGGUCCUUUGUAUGUUUCAUCAGGAUUUUCUGCCUGUGUAUACAACCCAGUCUGAGAGAAUUGUCGCAUCCACCAUCUUAAAUUACUUUAUCAGAUUUAUGUAAUGAUGUAACUGCUGCAUUGAAUCAAUUGUUGCUAUCAUAUUUUUCUUCCACGAAAAGGGGGAAGGUUCAGAUAUUUGUCCAGUCACCGUCAUUCUGUCUUAAUCCUUUUUCUUUUUUUCCUUUAAUUUGGUUUUGCUAAGUCUAUCAUGUUGGUCAUAAUGCUAAGCUUUAACGUAGGAGCCUAUAUAUUCAUGGAGAAAGCCUAAAAAUGUAUAACCUAAAAAUUAAUGUAACUGAUUUAAUAUCAAGUAAGAAAAAAUAAGAAUGAGAUGUGGUUUCUGUGUGUUUUUUGGUUGUUGCGACUAUAGUUUGUUCUAGACUGAAGCCAUUGAUUAUGAUACUGUAAACUACAUUGAGGUAUGUUUAAAAAAAUUGGAUAUUAAAAAAUAAAAAUAUUAAUAGA
Messenger RNA from Archocentrus centrarchus (flier cichlid), 3342 nucleotides. Its product is annotated as YTH domain-containing family protein 1. The transcript is spliced from 6 exons. Bases 114 to 1964 code for a protein of 616 amino acids. Lineage: Eukaryota; Metazoa; Chordata; Actinopteri; Cichliformes; Cichlidae. Gene Ontology annotation, biological process: mRNA destabilization. Gene Ontology annotation, cellular component: cytoplasm. Gene Ontology annotation, molecular function: N6-methyladenosine-containing RNA reader activity; mRNA binding. The record is from RefSeq and is a predicted model, not a curated record.